AUGCCUACUAUACCAGUUGAUAAAGAGGAUCUCUUCAAGUUGUUAGGUAGGUCCUACACUACUGAAGAGUUUGAUGAGUUGUGUUUCCAAUUUGGUAUUGAACUUGACGAGGACACCACUGAAGAGUGUCAAGGUGAUGAGAGACCCCAGUUAAAAAUUGAAGUCCCUGCAAACAGAUACGACAUGUUGUGUAUCGAGGGUAUCGCUCAAGCCUUGAAUGAAUUUUUGGGAAAUAAGGAACUGCCAAAAUACACUUUGAAGCCAGAAACACCCGAGAUCACACUUACCAUUAAGGAAUCGACUUUUCCCAUUCGUCAAUAUGCUGCCUCAGCCAUUUUGAGAAAUGUCACUUUUGAUCAAAGGUCGUAUGAUUCUUUUAUUGCUUUACAAGACAAGUUGCACACUAACUUGUGCAGAAACAGAACUUUGGUAGCUAUCGGAACCCAUGAUUUGGACACUUUGACUCCUCCAUUCACAUACGAGGCAUUGCCACCAAAAGAGAUCAAAUUCAAGCCAUUGAACCAGUCAAAAGUCAUGAACGGAGAGGAGUUGAUGGAGUUUUAUGAAAAGGAUAAGAACAUUGGUAAAUACUUGCACAUUAUCAGGGACUCGCCUGUUUACCCAGUGAUGUUGGAUGCAAACAGAACUGUUGCUUCAUUGCCACCGAUUAUCAACUCUGACCAUUCAAAGAUAACUUUGGAUACAAAGAACGUUUGGAUCGAUGUGACAGGGACUGAUAGAACCAAGACUGAAAUUGUUAUUGAAACUUUGGUUGCAAUGUUUUCGAGGUACAGCAAGACACCUUUCGAAAUUGAACCCCUCAAGAUCAUUUCCGAACACAAUGGUGAGACACGUGUGACCCCCAACGUAACUCCAAGAGAAGCUAAAGCUGAAGUGUCGUAUAUCAACUCAUGUUUGGGUUUGAAAUACUCUGGAGAGGAGAUUGCCAAGUUAUUGAAGAAGAUGUCGUUACAAGCCGCCCCAUCGAAAGACGACAAGGAUAUCCUUGACGUCAAGAUUCCUAUUACGAGAUCGGACGUUUUACAUCAAUGUGAUAUUAUGGAGGAUGCCGCUAUUGGAUACGGAUAUGACAAUUUGAAAAAGACCAAGCCAAGCAGUGAAAGUAUGGUUGCGUCCGCGUUGCCUGUAAAUAAAGUCGCUGACAUUUUGAGAUUGGCCAGUUCACAAGCCGGGUACCUGGAAGUCAUGCCAUUGACUUUGUGCUCCCAUGAUGAAAAUUUCGGCUGGUUGAGGAAGAAGGAUGAUGGAACUACUGCUGUGAAGUUGGAGAACCCCAAAACAAUCGAGUAUCAAGUUGUUAGAACCACAUUGUUGCCAGGUAUCCUAAAAACAAUCAAGGAGAACAGAAAGCAUUCAUUACCAAUUAAAGUGUUUGAGUGUGGGGAUAUUGUCUUGAAGGACCCUAGUUUGGAAAGAGGUGCAUUCAACCAACGUAAUUGGGCUGCUGUAUAUGCCGGUAAAACAUCCGGUUUCGAAUAUGUCCAAGGGUUGUUGGGAAAGAUUAUGCAAACUAUGAGAACUCCAUGGUUGGAAAACCCAACAAAGGAUGAGAGAAGGGGAUACUGGAUUGAAGAAGAUAAGACAAACUCAACAUUCUUUGAUGGUAGAGGAGCCAAGGUUUUCUUCAGAAGUCAACCUAAUGGCGAAGCUAAAGAAGUCGGAAGCAUCGGAGUUUUACACCCCGAAGUUAUGAACAAUUUCGAUAUUCCAUAUGCUGCUUCAUCCGUUGAAUUGAAUGCCGAAGUGUUUUUGUGA
Lodderomyces theae is the source of this 1776-nucleotide messenger RNA. It is a transcript of the gene FRS1, whose product is annotated as phenylalanine--tRNA ligase subunit beta. Gene Ontology annotation, biological process: phenylalanyl-tRNA aminoacylation. Lineage: Eukaryota; Fungi; Ascomycota; Pichiomycetes; Serinales; Debaryomycetaceae. The coding region runs from base 1 to 1776 and encodes 591 amino acids. Gene Ontology annotation, molecular function: RNA binding; phenylalanine-tRNA ligase activity; ATP binding. The transcript has a single exon. Gene Ontology annotation, cellular component: phenylalanine-tRNA ligase complex; cytoplasm. The record is from RefSeq and is a predicted model, not a curated record.